Molecule: messenger RNA, 1677 nt
Organism: Cylindrotheca closterium
Lineage: Eukaryota; Bacillariophyta; Bacillariophyceae; Bacillariales; Bacillariaceae
Source: the annotation of a GenBank genome assembly
AUGGACAAAGACGAGUACCACAAGCGCGCGGCGGAACUUGCAAAGACAGCCAAGCUGACCGAAAUUUGCUCGCUCAAGCCCAGUCAUAAGAAUCACACAAUCAGCAACUACAAGGCCCGAAUGAGCAACAAGAAGUCCAACAGCUUUGCUAUCAUCAAUCUCCCUGGAGAUAAGCUGGAUGAUGAUUUGACCACCUCUAAAGAGACCGACUCAUCCAUUAAGAAUGGUGCGUUCUACAUGAACAAUGAAUCUUACUAUGUCCCAACUUUCUCUCACCACAUUGAUUUCUGUCGCUUUGACAGCCUGAACAACAUUGUUGAUUCAAACUUUCUAGACGAUCUUAGGUUAUCAUAUAUGUCAAACGUAAAAGACGCCUACGAAAACGGUGCAGAAGUCCCCGAGACUAUCAGUGAGAAAGUAGACAUUAGUAAAGAAUUAAACUUAUUGCUUCGACCAGAAUCUGUUUCUGUUAUAAAGAUGAUGCAAAAAACUUGUGUCAACAAACUUGCAUGUGUGUUCUUUGAUCCUGGAUCAGAUGAAUCUUACAUCCAUCGUAGAAUUUUGCCCGCUGGAAUCAAUGGAAAAACCGUGAAGAAAAAAAUUGGAACGAUAAGCGGCAAACAAUCUUUGACCACGCAAGUCAUAAACAUUGAGGGAAUCGUUUUCCCUGAAUUUUCUCCCACGCAAAAAGUGGAAUCCACGUUUGAAACAAUUGUUUUUGAUUCAGACGCGAGGUACGAUAUGAUUAUUGGAAAUAAUAUUUUACUUCCCCUUGGAAUCGAUUGUUGCGGAUCUACCAAAACAAUCAAAUGGAUGGACAAACACGUACCUUAUAAGCCGCCCGAAUCUGGCCUCAGUCCUCAAACUACUGAUCCAAACGAAGAUACAUCCAUGUUGAUGGCGCAAUUGAUGGCAACCCAUUGCUAUCACUCAGACCCUGAUGAAAGUCUCAAUGAACACAUUGAGCAACAGAUAUCUCAUUCCUUUAAUAUUGCAGAAUCCAAAUAUGAUUUAGUUCCCUUGGAACAUGUUGCCAAACAACAACAACAUCUAAAUGCCAAGCAACAACAACAUCUAAAUGGUCAACAACACAAGGCUGUCGGUAGAGGCUACAGCCACACUGCUCCCAAGGAAGCUCCACUCAUCCCCUGGCAACAACUUGCAGUUGAUCUCAUCGGUCCUUGGACACUCAUGGUGGCACGACAAGAGAUCGAGUUCAGAGCCUUGACAAUCAUUGACCUAUUUGAAAACGCUUGGCUCGCCCGUUACCCGCGCCCUGCAACCGUCAUCCAUGACCAAGGAACCGAAUUCACGGGAUUCGACUUUCAAAAUCAUUUGAAUCUACACGGAAUUGAACCUCGUUCUAUCUCUGCCAAGAAUCCUCAAGCAAAUGCAGUUUGCGGACGGAUGCAUCAAACUAUUGGCAACUCUCUUAGAGUAUUGGUUACACUGAACCACCCUUUUGACACCAAUGAUGCCGAACAAUUAGUUGACACUGCCAUUGCAAAUGCAGUCUAUGCACACCGCUGCUCUUAUCACGGAACUAUAACCACUAUGCCCAGAUCACUUGCCUUCCACCGUGACAUGACCCUUCCAAUGCAAGCUGACCUUCAGCUCAUUCAACAACAUCGACAACAGCUCAUUGAUACGAGCCAAUCGUCGCCAAUUUGCUUAUGA